Molecule: messenger RNA, 1527 nt
Organism: Planococcus citri (citrus mealybug)
Lineage: Eukaryota; Metazoa; Arthropoda; Insecta; Hemiptera; Pseudococcidae
Exons: 5
Coding region: 55-1362 (435 amino acids)
Source: RefSeq, a predicted model, not a curated record
UAUCACAGUAGAGUAGAGCAUCUCUCUAAUGGUAAGUGAGUUCAACGUUUUAACAUGAAUAAUAAUCUGUGGACAAAGAAACUAGUCGUACUUGUCAUUUUAUUUAUAUGCGAAGAUUCGAUUAUCCCCGUAGCUCAGUCAUCGAGCAAUGAUUCCACGAAAUACGAUCUCACUAAUGUUUUAAACGAGGCGAUAUUAAAACUAUUCAAGAGUACCGAUUUAAUUGAAAAAUUGGAAUCGCAUAUAAUCAUAGAAGACGUAAAACAUUACGACGGUAUUUACCAAAUAAAUAAUACCGCAAAACUUCUACCAUUUGGAAAUACCAUCAACAUAAACUAUAUGUACACUCAUACUUACGGAUCAACAUGGGGCAUACGUUUCCUCAUGAAAAGAAAACCACCAAAUACAGUUCGUUGGGAUUUUUCUAAAAAUAAAUUGCGUCUAUUCUAUGAUGAGCUGAGGUACUGGUUAGUGGGAGAUGUCCUAAUAGAAGAAUCGUAUUCGUAUUGGAAUUCCCGCCAAUGUGAAAGAAAAUUUUAUGUUGACCACCUAGAAUAUAAUAAUUUAUCGAUUAUCGCAAAAAAGCCGCCGGAAGAUCAAAAGGACGAUAAAAACAUAUCUAUCAAUAUGUCGUAUGAUCGUUUCAAAAACCUUGCAGAUAUCAAAUUCAAGAAGCCUCCUAAACUGUCUUACAAACAACAACUCAAGUUGAUGUAUAUAAUUGGCUUGGAAUUACCAUCCAUGAUGCGCAGUUUAUUCUUCGAUGGUGGCAAUUUUAACGUACUACUGAGUAAAAUAUUCAAGCUACACCCUACAGAGUACAUCAUUUCAGCCUGUCCCGAUUUUUUGAUGAACGACCAGCGCUACUAUUACCUCCUACCAGAUAUUUCUUUCGUGCACAUGAGUUUCAAAAAUAUCACCAUAAGAGGACUCUCGAAUUUUGAAUCAUUCGUGAACAAUCAUUCGUGGAGUAGACGAUAUUUAUCCCUCGAUUUCAUUUACACCUUACAUGUAAAGAAUGUACGAGCAAACAUGACUUUAGAUCCCGGAUUUGAACAUUUACCCCAUUUUCAACUGAAUUUCUUCAUCGGUAAUCUCGACAUAUCGUUUGUUCCGGAAAAAGGCGAAUUUCGCGUAGAAGCCCAAGACUAUUCUACCGUCGAAGACACUCUACAGCCCUCCACACUGAUAUCAUCCUGGUUUACAAAAUAUUUAACAAGUAUCAUUGAGCUGAUCGAAUCAGCAAUGGUAGAUUCGUUGAUGCCAUCAAAAAAAGACAAAGAAAAAUCAAUUUCAAUGUCACCCCAAUUGGCCGAAAUGGAAGCUUCGUUCGUGAAAAUUUCGAAGAUUUUUGUUGCCUAACAAGACAAUUCAGAAUCUUACCGGACCAAGAACAUGGAGGUCUAAAUAAAUAUGGCAAAUCAUCAAGCAAUGCGCCUGAACAGCAAAAAAAAACACUACCUAUCUGAUAAAUUAUGUGUAAUUUCAUUUUCAAAAUAACCGGCCCAAAUACAGAAUUUAAAAGAG